ACUAUUGACAUUUUUUAAAAAUAAUAUAAGUAAUAUGGCAGCAGCUUUUCAGCAGCAAAUAUUUGCCCUGGAUGCUCGAUUUAAUGCCUAUAGAGCUCCCGGAAAUCCAAACUUCAAAACUUUGUACAUUCGACGACGCAGUCAGUUAUUGAGAGAAAAUGCAAAAUUUAAGGAUAUUGAGACAAUAAAGAAAUAUAUAAACAUUAGGAGCCAGUUGCUGCAGCGAAGAUAUGGAGUUCAGGACAAUAUAUCAAUUAGUUCAUCAUCAUCUCGACAGAGAUCGAGUAGCAAAGCAAGCCUUGCAGUUGAAGAGAGCAUUACAAUAAAUUCCAAGAAGAACAAGAAUGAUUUGACAAUAUCAGAAAACUAUGCAUUCUCUGGUGUCCAUCAUAUAUUUGAUCAGCAUACAGAUCAAGUCAGUAUUGUGAAGUUUGCGAACAAUGAUCGCUCCAAGUUGUGCUGUGCAUCUCACGAUGGAACAGUGUCUAUAUGUGACGUGACCGCGUCGCCUCCGCGCGUCGCGUUUAUACUCGAGGGACAUACUAAAGCAGUUACUGGUUGCGACUGGUCGGCGUCCAACGACCUGCUGGUGACGUGCGGGCUGGACGGCGAGCUGGUGCUGUGGGAUGUAACGCGGCGCGCGCGGCUCCGCUCGGUGCGCGACCAGCUGCGCGCAGCUCUACUUUGCUGCGCGUUCCAGCCGGUCAACAAUAAUAUGGUUAUUGCGGGCAAUGCGAGGGGCAUGGUGGAAGUACUCAAUGUAUCUACUGGAAUAUAUCCUCGAGGAGGCAGCAGUAUUCUAGGAGGGCAAGUGACAGCUAUUGCGUGCGAAUCCAGUGGGAGGAUGUUUUGGGCAGCUAAUGACAAGGGUGUGAUAGUAAGCUACCGCAUGUCAGGCACGGGCGGGUCGCUCAGCAAGCUGCGGCGCUGCGUGGUCGGCGGCGCUGUGUCGAGCCUCAGCUGGUCGCCGUGGCUAGCGAGACACCCGGCGUUACUUGUUAGCGCGGCUGAUGAUUCCUUGUACUUGUUUAGGAUAGCCGACCGUGAAGGCAAUUUAUCUCUAAAGAAGCGCUACGACAUAUCUCACCGCACUCAUGGUGUUCGAUCCACCUUCUGUCCGAUCAUGUCGUUCCGACGCGGAGUUUGCGUUGUCUCCGGUUCUGAAGACGCUUGUGUGUACUUUCUGGAUAUAGAGGGGCAUGUGGAGCACCCUGUUGUUAAUAAGCUGCAAGGUCACGCAUCUCCAGUGUUAGGAGUGAGUUUCAGCUAUGACGAGAGUUUACUAGCCUCUAGCGACGCGUCUGGCCUCGUUAUUAUAUGGAGAAGAAGCUGAUUCUAGUGUAGAUCUGCAUUAGUUACAAAUAAAUAUAUAAGAAUUUUAUUUUAACAGAGUAUUUUAUGAAGAUGUUAUUUUAUAUAGAGUUUGUGUUCCUUUUUAAUGUUAAAUGUGUGUUCGUUGAUUAUUCUUACAAUUUGGUUCCGUGGCUUAAUCUGUUAAUAAACUUACAACAUACAUAUAUGAUGGAUAUUUUUAAAUUAUAAUUUAAGUUAAUUAUGUAUUUUACCAACACUAAACAAGCUCACCAUUUUGUCUCUCUCUUUAGCAGUAUUAAAAUUUAAAUUAAAAAAUGAAUGCUUUUUCCUAGAAUAUUAACCAACUCGAAUGUUCUUUUCUAUGACUAUAAGAUGUUACGUAUUUUUUUAAUGUAUCUAUGAAUAAUUUUCUUAUUGAAUCUUGGAACUUGAAUACAAUCUGUGAUUUUUUUAAUUACUCUGCAAACAUUGUCAAAAGCUUAAAAUUAUGUUAACUAAUAUUGAUUUCGUGUAUAUUGACAAGUUUUAGUACUUUAAGUGUUUUAUUGCUAAUGUAAACCUUGUAUAGCGACAUUCCUUAUCUAACUUAUAAGAAAAUAUAUUUAACGUGACAAAUAAUUUGAAAUAAAUAUCUGAAAUCAUA
Messenger RNA from Colias croceus (clouded yellow), 1957 nucleotides. RefSeq names its product WD repeat-containing protein 13-like. Bases 35 to 1333 code for a protein of 432 amino acids. Gene Ontology annotation, cellular component: nucleus. The record is from RefSeq and is a predicted model, not a curated record. Lineage: Eukaryota; Metazoa; Arthropoda; Insecta; Lepidoptera; Pieridae. Gene Ontology annotation, molecular function: promoter-specific chromatin binding; protein binding. The transcript is spliced from 11 exons.